Messenger RNA from Phyllostomus discolor (pale spear-nosed bat), 2401 nucleotides. RefSeq names its product family with sequence similarity 72 member A (gene RUMY1). The transcript has 4 exons. The coding region runs from base 894 to 1343 and encodes 149 amino acids. Lineage: Eukaryota; Metazoa; Chordata; Mammalia; Chiroptera; Phyllostomidae. Gene Ontology annotation, cellular component: cytosol. The record is from RefSeq and is a predicted model, not a curated record.
UGGGACGUGGGCGAAUUCUAGCUCUCCCAAUCGCUGCGCGGCGCUGGAAAUUCAAACUGACGGUUUGAAAAGCAGAGAGAGCGGAAGAAGGGGGCAAAAAACGACGUGUUAAGUGACAGAGAUACCGACGCCGACUGAGCCCCCCAAAAGCGACCUCCGCCCCGCCCCACCACCUCCACCGCACGUUCUCGAGCGGCCGCUCCGGGAGAGACCUGCGGGGAAGGCUGGGGGCACGAGGGAGAACCGGGGGGAGGGGGACGCGAGAGCCGGCACUCGGAAGGCUGAGGGCUGCCGGGAGAUAAGUGUAGCGGGAUCCGACGAAGGAGCGGAGCCGAGAAGGGUCGCGGGAGGACUGAAGAGAAGCAGGGAUCGUCCCGGUGGGAAGAGCUCGGGACGAGCUCGGAAUCCUGGGGAGAGGAGAAAGAUUUCCAAAAAGGAGGCGUGGGUAGGGAGAUUUAGUCUGCGAUCCGACAGAAACAAAUGCCAGUUCUCCGAGGGAGGGGCUUACGAAAGAAGUUUUAAAAGAGAUUUUACUGGAUACGCUUAGGGAAUUGCUAAAGGGGCGGGAGUUAGAGUAGAUGGGAGGGAGGGAAAACGGUAGAGAGGCUUCCGAAGCUAGUUGCAGACUGGCCCUCCCCAUCUCAAUCUCCACUCCCUUCCCGGAGAGUUAAAGGGAAAGCCAGAAUUACUGCUGCUCUCCUGCUCCUGCUCAGUUAAUAUUACUAUUACCCUUCCAGGGGCAAACAGAAAAGAACUCCUUUCCUUCCCAAUUUCAGGGCUUAGAAAAGCUUGGGGCUUCGCAAGUGUAUUUUUAGCCUGGGGAAUCAAAUUAGGAGGGGUCUCGCCCUCGUUUCCAUUUUCAAAAUCCCACCCCUCAUCCUUCCUGGGACACCAUGUCUACCAGCAGUUGUAGUUUCAAGGACCGGUACGUGUCCAUCCUGUAUUGCAAGUUCUGUAAACAAGCGCUCAGCUCUAGGGGAAUGAAGGCUGUUUUGCUGGCUGAUACUGAAAUAGACCUUUUCUCUACAGACAUCCCUCCUACCAACACAGUGGACUUAAUUGGAAGAUGCUAUUUUACUGAAAUCUGCAAAUGUAAACUGAAGGACAUCGCGUGUUUAAAAUGUGGGAACAUUGUAGGUUAUCACGUGAUUGUUCCAUGUUGUUCCUGCCUGCUUUCCUGUAACAACGGACACUUCUGGAUGUUUCACAGCCAGGCAGUUUAUAGUAUUAACAGACUAGACUCUACCGGCGUUAACUUCCUACUUUGGGGCAACUUGCCAGAGAUAGAAGAGAGCACGGAUGAAGAUGUGUUCGAUAUCUCAGCAGAGGAGUGUAUUAGAUGAAUAGAAUUAUGACAGACAAAAUAGUCAAACGUUUUACUAUUUAAAAUAUGUCUUAAUGGAUCAACUUUAAAAUUGUUAGUAAGGAUUUUCCAGUGAUUUCUUUUUUUGGAAAACAAAAAUUGGUCAUUUGUUGAUUUAUUUAUUUGCUGUCUUAAAUUAAUUACCUGAGUUUAAUCUGAGCCAAUGUAGUUCUUUUCUUCUAUUAUACUUCUUCUUCCUCUUUCUAUUCCUCUACCCAAUAACAGGUGUAUUCUUACAUUUAGAUAGGAGACAAUCUUUUUUCACAUGUCACUCAGCUACCUCCCAAUGUAGGGAAGUUUUUCUUAAACUAGUUGCCAGGUACCAUUAUUUUACAUUCCUGAAUAAGGGGCAUUAGUACCCACACAUAAGUUCAUGCAUAUAACCAUGCAUAUAUAUGUGAUGCUCAACCUGGAAUUAAAGCUUAACAGAGAAUUUUAAAAAACAAGCUAAUAAGUUUCCAUAGGUACUAGUUAUCAUAUGUUAUUUUGGUGAUAACUACUUUAAUAUGGAACAAUACUUUGUGAGUCAAGAAAUAUAAUGAAUUUUUAAAUGUAUGGAGGAAUCAUCCUCUUGAUUCUUCAAUAUGUUAAAUAAAUGAAUUUAUCAGAAAAUUAUCAAUAUAUACUGUUUACCAAUAUUAUUUAUUUACCUUCUAAAAUCAUAUGGAUAUUGUAUUAUGAAAGCCAGAGAAACUGAACCUCUGCCUUUGUUCUUCUCUAGGGCUUUCUCUGUAAAUAGCAAAUUUUAGAUGAGUAGUCUCAGUCCCAACCAUUAAAUAGGAAAAAAAAAAACCCAGAAGCUAGAGAGGUGGUUUGUUUAAGCCAUUGUACAUUGUAAAGAGAAUUUGUUCUUUUUUAAGCUGUACUCGGAACCACACAGAAACAGGAAGCAGGGGAUAGGGUGAGAUUCUGGUUUUAUGUAUAGCUAAAAUCAAUGUAUCGCCUCAGCUAAUGUCUCUGCCAUAGACAUUUUGUCAACAGUGAUACUGAAACAGACUGAGUUGCAGUUUUGUAAAUAAAGUUUUAUCCUGAAAAUGA